AUGUUUGGAUCAUCAUCAUCAUACUCAUCAAUCCCUAAACAAGGAAUUAGUGGUGCCUCAACCGUUUCAUUCAACAAUGUUACUUCCAAAUACACUAUCAACUUUGAUGGAAAAGCAAUUGAAACCACAGUCACCGACAUAUCCACCAUUGUAGAUCGGUGGGUUAAAGAAAUCAUCAUUUUGUAUGCAGGAAAAUCAUUCGUCGUAGUCGGCUUAGAUGUUAAAUGGAGGCCAAAAUUUUCUCGCUACAAGAACAACAAAGCCGCAACAUUGCAACUUUGCGUUGAUGAUAAGUGCCUUAUCUUGCAACUCUUCCACAUUUUGAAGUUGCCACGUUCACUCAAGAACUUCCUCAUGAACCCUACUUUCACUUUUGUGGGUGAUGAGGUUGCUGAUGAUAUUUCUAAGAUUAAAAAUGAGUAUGGUCUUAAUUGUGGUUCUCAUGCUGACAUUAGAAAGCUUUUAAUAAGUAAGAAAUGGCCACUUUGCUAUGGGAUGUCAUGGCUAGGGCUGAAGAAACUUGCUUCGGGUUUGUAUGGUUUGAACAUGUUGAGGCCUUUGCAUAUUUAUGAAAGCGAUUGGAGAUCUAGGUUUUUGAGCAUUGAACAAGUUGAGUAUGCUUGCAUUGAUGCCUACGCUUAUUACAAAAUUGGCCACAAGCUUCUCAAGAAUGGUCGAUCAUGA
Arachis duranensis is the source of this 684-nucleotide messenger RNA. RefSeq names its product 3'-5' exonuclease-like. Lineage: Eukaryota; Viridiplantae; Streptophyta; Magnoliopsida; Fabales; Fabaceae. Gene Ontology annotation, cellular component: cytoplasm; nucleus. The record is from RefSeq and is a predicted model, not a curated record. The coding region runs from base 1 to 684 and encodes 227 amino acids. Gene Ontology annotation, biological process: nucleobase-containing compound metabolic process. The transcript has a single exon. Gene Ontology annotation, molecular function: 3'-5' exonuclease activity; nucleic acid binding.